Messenger RNA from Exophiala viscosa, 720 nucleotides. RefSeq lists its product as uncharacterized. The transcript has 3 exons. The record is from RefSeq and is a predicted model, not a curated record. The coding region runs from base 251 to 703 and encodes 150 amino acids. Lineage: Eukaryota; Fungi; Ascomycota; Eurotiomycetes; Chaetothyriales; Herpotrichiellaceae.
CGUUACGCCGUCACUGACCUGUCUUGAAUUCAAUAUCGAGUCAGGUGCGCUCAACGUGGAUUGGAGGUGUCGACGUCCUUGAAGAUGAUGUGAAACUCGUUGCUUCCCUCAGUCACGAAUCCCCCGCACGUGACUCAAAAGUUGUGACGUAAAUCAAUGGCCGUUUGAAUGUGGAGUUGACAACCCUCGUCCGCAGCUCAACAGACCUCAGUUUCCACCAUAAAGAAUGUUUAAUGAUGCUUCAACUUAGAUGGACCUCUUUCACACAAUUACUCAAAGUCUAGACAACGUACUGACUUGCGACUGGUACGAAACCUUCAAGAACUACGGUACCGAUCAGUCGACUUCAGACGAUAAUACUAUGGAUACAGAGACUGGCGGAGAGACCUCCCAAUAUGAGUCGAUCAAGACCGUGACAGAGCCUACCUCGAAACAGAGAGGUCAAUUGGGCUCUGGCCCGAACACAUCUGAAGAAGCGCCAGCCUCCGAAGAACGUGGAGAAAAGACCGCAGAGAACAUAAGAUAUGGCCAGAACAUCUCCGAGUCGGGCAUGGGUGGAAUGACCAAUCCCCCAGAUGAUUCCGCAGGUGGAAAAAGCGGCUCGGGCAGUGAGUUCCUGGACAACAAAACCGACGAAGGCGCACGUGCCGCACAAGGCUAUGGCCCUGGGUCAGACCAUAGCAACACCGAGAUUGGAGGAUGAACAUUCAUGAGUAUAUG